This is a messenger RNA of Fonsecaea multimorphosa CBS 102226, 1989 nucleotides long. RefSeq lists its product as uncharacterized. Gene Ontology annotation, biological process: protein polyubiquitination; ubiquitin-dependent protein catabolic process; positive regulation of proteasomal ubiquitin-dependent protein catabolic process. The coding region runs from base 1 to 1989 and encodes 662 amino acids. Gene Ontology annotation, molecular function: ubiquitin protein ligase activity; zinc ion binding; ubiquitin conjugating enzyme binding. Gene Ontology annotation, cellular component: ubiquitin ligase complex; cytoplasm. The record is from RefSeq and is a predicted model, not a curated record. Lineage: Eukaryota; Fungi; Ascomycota; Eurotiomycetes; Chaetothyriales; Herpotrichiellaceae. The transcript has a single exon.
AUGGCUUGUUCACUUGUCUGGCGCCUCUUGCGCCAUCGACCUUUCACACGAAUUCCUCCUGCCGACCCCUCCAACCCGCCUCAGGCGCCUGCCUCACCCCCAUCCAACGUUCUUGGCAGUCAACCUGCUCUUGCCAGCCUGAACCUGCAAAAUCAUACUGACGCCUCUGCCUCGGUUCUCUUUCCUUUCUCAAAUGAGAUCAACGACAACCUGGUCCUUCUAAACACCAUGGCAGGCCAGGGUUCACCACUGAUCGCCUUUCGCAUGGCUGUCCUUCCAGACCACACCAUCUACUCUCCAUUCUCCGACUCGGAAGGAUAUGUUGGCUUCCACGAAGUUCGACGAGGUGUUGGUCCACAUGGGCACAUUUACUAUGACUGGGUCUACGCUUUCUCGACUGCUGCCGCUGCAUCCAAGGCCCUUCUGGAUCACCCUCACAUCUCCAUCGGAGGCAUUCCAUACAACUUUUUCCCCUACGAGGCUGACCUUACUGAACCUCAUGACGACCUCGCGGAGCCCGGCCGAAGACGAAAUGCCCUGGCACUUACUCCACCUCCACCCUCAGACAUCUCCCCGCCACGGAAGCGCCUCAGGAAAUCCCCUCCACCUCCCAAAAAGAUCGUCUGCAAAAUCUGCUUCGGUGAUAUUGAUGGAGCCUAUUCCACGCCCUGUCGACGAUGCAAAGAAGCUACAUGCUACGAGUGCCUGAAGACCCAGUUCAAAACGGCUAUGCAAUAUAUCGACAGGAUGCCCGUCAUGUGCUGCGCCACCGUCAUCCAUCACGAAGUCGCACGCGGGAUCCUUCCAGAGCCCGAAGUCGAAAAGUACAAGCAAAAAUACGACGAGUUCAACACAAUUGAUCCUCUCUACUGCCCUGUGCCGACGUGCUCCGCUUUUAUUCCUCCUCGAAUGUUCAAGCCAACCGAUAAAACCGUCACAUGUCACGCUUGCGAGACUGCCAUUUGCACAGAGUGCAGGCAGAACGCCAAAGACGAACAUGUUUGCGCCACGGAUGACUCUCGACAAUUCAUUUUGCAGACCUUCGAAUACAAAACCUGCCCCAAGUGUGGAACGGGUGUCAUGAAAAUGUUUGGAUGCCCUCAUAUAAGAUGCCAGUGUGGUGCCCAUUGGUGUUGGAACUGCCAACGGCCAAUGAAUGCUUGCUACCAAAAACCAUGUCAGGCUGCCAGAGGCGACGGUGUGCACUCGGAGGGGGGAGACCAAGAGCCAGAUUCUGACGAGGAAGAAGAUGGAAACGAGGCUUCUGCAUCUGGUCCAGUGCCUCCUGAGGCAGAUAGUAGUACGCAAAUGCAGGCUCCACAAGACCAGAUCCUUGUCAACAGUACUACGAACACGCCCAACGAGACUCAAGAGACAGGACCAAACCAGGCUGCAAACGUUGAGUCGGUAGGGGUUGAGACCAUCCAGGACAACGAGAAUGAGACGCAGACACACCCCCAAGAGACGGCCGAGCUUACAAGCGAUCCAAAUGUCGUUGAGGCAUCCUCAAUCAGGCUGCCUGAGAAUCUGGAUGACCCGGAAGAAAUCGACUGGGAAGGCGUAAGUAUGGACUUUGGGGAUGAGCCGACUGACGAGGCCUGGGAUACGUGGGGAUGUCGACACCAGUUCAGUGAGUUUGGAAAGGACCGUAUCCCCGAGUUCUGGCUGGUGGAUAUGAAGCCUGCAGGAGACGGAGGCUUGGAAGUGGAAUGUAUGGGUUGUUUCAACAAAGUGAAAGUCGCGGACGGUGAGACUAAGAAGACAGGAUUCAGGGAGAAAUGGUGCCAUCAGACCCCGUCCCGUACGACAGAGCCAUCAACGAGUGAGGCAGGGGCGGCGGCUGAUCGUCGAUCGAAAAGAUCCGGCAGAAAAUCGCACACCUCAUUCGAAUGUCGCCUUUGUGGGGUUGUUUACUGCGGUGCGUGCAAGAAGGCGGCGCGAAGAAGAAUUGCAAGUGAACGUGUGACUCCGGAUGAGGAUCCCCAUUGA